AUGUUUUUUGGUAUUCUCAAUACAAAUUCAGCUCUUUAUUUAUGGGAUCAAUUUUUUAUGAUUAAAUGGGAUACACAAUAUAUAGAACAUGCAACAAAAGCAAUACUUUAUUUACUUCGUGAUCGUUUUAUGUAUACAAUAGAUUAUGAUCAAAUGCGAAAAGUUUUUCUUGAUGAACCUUGUCUUUUACAUACAGCAGAUGUUCAAGCAGCAUUUGUUCAUCUUGCUUUAAAAAAUGAAGAUCCAAAAUUUAUACCAGCAAUGAAUCAACGAUUUUAUCCAUCAAAACCAGUCAUUCUAAGACAAGAUAAUAAUCGACAAAUUCCAAAUAAAAGAAAAACUUAUUUAGAAACAAUUGGUAUUAAAGAGAUUUCAUUAACAUUAGCUAUACCUGCUAAUCUUGUUAUUAAUGGAGGAUCUCGACAAGAAUUUGAUAUAAAAUCAAUAAUAGUUGAAAUUCAAGUUUAUAGUGCUGGCGAAAAAAUAAAUGAUGUAUCAACUGGAUCAUUACCUGUACUUCGCGGAAAAGAACCAGCAAUAAAUAAUUGGCAAAGAAUUAUUGUUGAUAUACCAAACGAUAAAUUAAUUUUAUCAAUUAAAGAAGCUCGUACAUCACAUAUGCCUACUCGUAUUCAAGCACUUGUUGUUGUUCGGCAACGAGUGAAUAUUGUGAAUUUGGUUACUCUUGGACAUUGUCGUUUUCCACUUUAUGUUCCUCAAAAAAUCGGCAAUUUAGAUACAUGGGAUGUUACAUUUGGACCUGUAACACGUGCCUUACAUGCUGGCAUGCCUCCAGUUUCUCUUGAUAUGAUUCCUGAUAUACCUAAAACAUUCGUUUCGGGUAUGUAA
This is a messenger RNA of Rotaria sp. Silwood2, 849 nucleotides long. The record is from the annotation of a GenBank genome assembly. Lineage: Eukaryota; Metazoa; Rotifera; Eurotatoria; Philodinida; Philodinidae.